AUGUCGCAUCAACAGCGCCCCGAAUCAAAAUCGGGUGUCAGUUUCAGGAGCAAGAAGAGCCACAAGAGCAAUGAAUCCCAAAGUUCUGUCCACUCACCGGAAAAAAAGACGGCCACUCCAGUUCUGCACACCAAGGCCGACCCUACCCUGGCCAUGUCUGAGGCCGAACCUGCUGUCUUGGCCCAGACACAGGAAAAUAGUUUGGAAUCUCUGCGCGGACAGACCUGGCGAGAUUCGCAUGGCAAUGUCAUUGCGGAGCCUGAUCGCUCGAACCCAACACGUAGUCGAUGGGAGCGACCGCUCGACACCAUUCGAUCUUUCGAAGCUGCCAUUGAAGGUAGUCAGCGUAAAUCUGUUCCUCGAGCUGAUUCUUCGGACGGAAUGAAUGGCAUGUAUUCGCGACGUAACAGCUCCCAUCAAGGGUUGAAUAACUACAACAGUGGGCGCUACUCGCAAGACGCGGGGUAUUACUACGGCAACCGAGCUGGUUCACGUCCCGACAGUUUUGGUGGUGAUGGGUAUGGCACACCGUAUGCGGGACCUAGCCGAUCGCCGCGCUAUGGCCAACGCAUGAAUUCCGACCCCAUGCUCGCAAAAUACAACUCGGGCCAAGGCGUGUACCCAACUCAUGGAUAUCAGCAAUCUUACGAUACCGUUACAACUGGUGCCUCGGGAAGCAGCCAGAUGACAGAGCCAUGGGGCAAUUCGACUGAUCCGAGCAGCGAAAACAGCUCCAUUGACCGCAUGCAAACAUCGAGCAAGUCAGACGUGGGCGAUGCCUUUGGAUUUGGGGGCUUUGCCGGUUCUCCUCCAAUUUCAGACUCUGGAUUUAAUUCAUACCCAUAUGCCGGCUCUCCUCCCGCAAGCCCUCCUAAAAAUUUGCCAGCCGAUCCAGCUACAAGUCAGAAUACGACUCCUCGUCCCGUAAUCAAGUUGGGCGGAUCAACAAAUUCUUCGGGAACCAUAACCACGACUGGAAAGCAAGCAGCUUCCUCCAAAGUAUCGUCACCAAAGGAGGACCGUCCCAAGAGUUGGCUAAAGAAGCGAUUCAGUCGAGGCUAA
This is a messenger RNA of Xylona heveae TC161, 1062 nucleotides long. RefSeq lists its product as hypothetical. The record is from RefSeq and is a predicted model, not a curated record. NCBI's taxonomy places the organism in Eukaryota, Fungi, Ascomycota, Xylonomycetes, Xylonales, Xylonaceae. The coding region runs from base 1 to 1062 and encodes 353 amino acids. The transcript has 5 exons.